CCUCUCUAGCCAGGCUGGGACUCGGUGGCGGCGCCGGGCUGCACGUCCCGACACCUCUUCCCAGAGCAGACUGAUCGGGCUACGUCUGGACCCCUCCCCUGCCCCCAACGCUGAGCCGACACCAUGCAUGGGCGCCUGAAGGUGAAGACGUCCGAAGAGCAGGCAGAAGCCAAAAGGCUAGAACGGGAGCAGAAGCUGAAGCUCUACCAGUCAGCCACUCAAGCUGUCUUCCAGAAGCGGCAGGCUGGCGAGCUGGACGAGUCAGUGUUAGAACUGACAAGCCAGAUUCUGGGAGCUAACCCUGAUUUUGCCACCCUCUGGAACUGUCGCCGAGAAGUGCUCCAGCAGCUAGAAACGCAGAAGUCCCCUGAAGAGUUGGAUGCUCUUGUGAAGGCAGAGCUCGGCUUCCUAGAGAGCUGUCUGCGUGUGAACCCUAAGUCCUAUGGCACUUGGCACCACCGCUGCUGGCUGCUAGGCCGCCUGCCUGAGCCCAACUGGGCCCGGGAGCUGGAACUCUGUGCUCGCUUCCUCGAAGUCGAUGAGCGGAACUUUCAUUGCUGGGACUAUCGGCGGUUUGUAGCUGCUCAGGCUGCCGUCGCCCCAGCAGAGGAACUGGCCUUCACUGAUAGCCUCAUCACGCGGAACUUCUCCAACUACUCUUCCUGGCAUUACCGCUCCUGCCUUCUGCCCCAGCUACACCCUCAGCCAGACUCUGGCCCACAGGGACGCCUCCCUGAAAACGUACUGCUGAAAGAGCUGGAGUUGGUGCAGAACGCCUUCUUUACCGACCCCAAUGAUCAGAGUGCCUGGUUCUAUCACCGAUGGCUCCUGGGUCGGGCGGAGCCCCAGGAUGUCCUGCGCUGCCUGCACGUGAGCCGGGAUGAGGCCUGUCUGUCCGUCUGCUUUUCUCGGCCCCUAAGAGUGGGCUCCGGAGUGGGGACCUUGCUCCUCAUGGUGGAUGAGGCCCCUCUGAGAGUAGAGUGGAGGACUCCAGAUGGCAGGAACCGGCCCAGCCACAUCUGGCUCUGUGACCUGCCCGCCGCCUCUCUCAAUGACCAGUUGCCCCAGCACACAUUUCGCGUCAUCUGGACAGCAAGUGAUGCCCAGAAGGAGUGCGUGCUCUUCAAAGGCCACCAGGAGUGCUGGUGCCGAGACUCAGCCACUGAGGAGCAGCUAUUCAGGUGUGAGCUGUCGGUGGAAAAGUCCACAGUGCUACAGUCUGAGCUUGAGUCCUGUAAGGAGCUACAGGAGCUGGAACCUGAGAAUAAAUGGUGCCUGCUGACCAUCAUCCUGCUGAUGCGGGCCCUGGACCCCCUCCUCUAUGAGAAGGAGACGCUGCAAUACUUCCACACCCUCAAAGCUGUGGACCCCAUGAGAGCAGCCUACUUGGAUGACCUGCGCAGCAAGUUCCUGCUGGAAAACAGUGUCCUCAGGAUGGAGUACGCGGACGUGCGUGUGGUGUACCUGGCCCACAAGGAUCUGACAGUGCUCUGCCAUCUGGAGCAGCUGCUCUUGGUCACUCAUCUUGACCUGUCACAUAAUCGUCUCCGAGCUCUGCCCCCAGCCCUAGGUGCUCUGCGCUGUCUUGAGGUGCUGCAGGCCAGUGAUAACGCCCUAGAGUCCUUGGAUGGCGUGGCUAACCUUCCCCGGUUACAGGAGCUGUUGCUAUGCAAUAACCGUAUCCUUCUGUCUGUUUGCGGACAGCUCAGAGGGAAACGGGAGGUUAGAGCUCCUCUGACCCACGUUCCACUUCUAAGCCCCUUGUGAGUAGUAAGUGCCACUUGACGGCCGCCGUCCACAUCUCCUGAUGAUCCCACAAGGACCUGCUUCCCACAGCCCCCUCUUUAGCCGCCGUUUACAAUCUGCUAAGAGCUGUAUUUUCUCCAGGAACACGAGUAAGAGACCAUCAAACGUGCUUCCAAGCAGCAGCCUCCAGUUUUGGG
Molecule: messenger RNA, 1943 nt
Organism: Peromyscus californicus insignis
Lineage: Eukaryota; Metazoa; Chordata; Mammalia; Rodentia; Cricetidae
Gene: Rabggta
Product: Rab geranylgeranyltransferase subunit alpha
Exons: 17
Coding region: 124-1767 (547 amino acids)
Biological process (GO): protein geranylgeranylation
Cellular component (GO): Rab-protein geranylgeranyltransferase complex; cytoplasm
Molecular function (GO): zinc ion binding; Rab geranylgeranyltransferase activity; protein binding
Source: RefSeq, a predicted model, not a curated record